AUGACUUUCAAGAUCCAUCUUCCUCUCAAUGCUAUUGAUACUAUCAAUCAACCUCCUCUCUAUUACCUCCAAAUCCAAGAUACUCUCAUACUUUCGACGGGGCUCUUUUGGACCUUUACAUAUAUUCUAUACAUUCGACAAGCCUAUCGAGAUGAAUCUUAUGGAAUGCCUAUUAUCGCACUCUGUGCAAACAUAGGAUGGGAGAUAGUGUAUGGUUUCCGCCUUCCAUUCACCCUGACUCAAAUCCUAGUCUUCGUUCCCUGGCUCAUUAUAGAUGCCUUUCUUGUGUAUACUACAAUGAAAUUUGGACCAAACCAGUGGAAUCAUGCUCCCAUGAUAUCUCAAAAUUUGAAGGCGAUUCUUGGGGGAGGUGUUGGAAUGAUGGUGGUUCUGCAUUGGGCAUUUGCGGAGACUCACGGCGACGAUAUGGAUGCGAUGUUUUGGUCGGCGUUUGUUCUCCAGAUGUUUCUUGGAAUUUCCUCAGUUGCGCAGUUGAUGGAGAGAGGUCAUACAAGUGGUCAUUCUAUUGAGAUUUGGUUUUGUCGUUUCAUUGGUUCAGCAUCUGCAAUCUUGACGUAUUGCUGGAGAUAUUUCCACUAUCCGAAGGACUACACGGUGGUAGGUACACCUUUAACAACAUUCCUUUUUGUGGCGGCUGAAUUAGCCGAUUUGUAUUAUCCUAUCGUGUUCAAACACCUGCGAAAAAGAAAUGAUAAAAGCAAGAUGUUGUAA
Molecule: messenger RNA, 732 nt
Organism: Botrytis byssoidea
Lineage: Eukaryota; Fungi; Ascomycota; Leotiomycetes; Helotiales; Sclerotiniaceae
Exons: 3
Coding region: 1-732 (243 amino acids)
Molecular function (GO): lyase activity
Source: RefSeq, a predicted model, not a curated record